Messenger RNA from Rodentolepis nana, 1335 nucleotides. NCBI's taxonomy places the organism in Eukaryota, Metazoa, Platyhelminthes, Cestoda, Cyclophyllidea, Hymenolepididae. The record is from the annotation of a GenBank genome assembly.
AUGCAGUGUAUUCAAAACAGGGCCCACGUAUUGUCGGAAGAGGAACUUAAGGAAAUGGAAUUGAGUGAAAAAGCAUUGGCGGAAAAGUUGGUGCAAGAAUCUGCGCGACGAGUGGAAGAGAUGAAGAAAUUCGAUAUGGAACGUAGAGUAAAUGAAAAGUUGACCGAUUUGGAGGAAGCAGCUCGUAAGGAGUCACAGCAUCUUCUCGCCAAAGCUAUGGAACAGCGUGAGAAUGAAGAGGAAGAGAUUAAACAGCUGAAUGCAGCCAUUAACAAUGCCAAGAUUCAGGCCAUUCGAGACGCUCAGCUGCUCGAGAAGGAGCAAAUUAAGAAGGAGAUGGCGGAGGAGAAUGAUAGACUAGAUAGAAUGAUGGAAAUUGAUCGGCAGAAUGCCCUAAAAGUUCAAGCUGCCAUUGAAGCCAAAAGAAAGGAGGAGGAAAUGCUGGGCGCCUGUGAGAUAAUAAAGCAAAUAAACCAAAACGAACAAGAUCGACUUCUCGCUCUGGCGAAAUCAGAACAGGAGAAUAUGCUUAUGCGAAGGAAGAUUGCUGAAGAAAUGUUAGAUGAAAUGAGUCGUCGUGUUAAUCACCAGACGAAGCAAGACGAGUUUAGGAAAGAAUUGGACAAAUAUGCUGAUCUCAUGCGUGAAAUGAAAUUGAAAAGAGCAGAAGACGAUAGAAAACUGGAUCUAAAAGUUCAACAGGAGCAACGAGCUAAGGAAGAACGCGAUGCGGCCAUAGAGGCUGAACAACUGCGUAUCCGCAAGGAGAAAGAACUCGAAAUUAACCGUCUGUAUGGAAUGCAGGAACGGGCUAUUGACAAUCAGGCAGAAAAAGAUGCUCUUCGGGCGAAACGUGCCAUGGAGGAGAGUGAAAGACAGUGGAGAAGGAAGGAAUUGGAAGCUGCCAGGAAGGUUCAGGCUGCGAAAGAGGAGAUGAAGCAAGAAAAAAUCAAGGCAGACCAGUAUAAGACACGACUUUUGGCCAUUGAAGCAACUCGUAAUAAAAUGGAGUUUGAACGCGUACUUCGACACCAGAAGGAAAUGAUUGAGAAAGAAAAGCUGGAAGAAGAAAAACGUCAAAAGAAGAAGGCAGAGUGCAGUGAGGAAUUAAGGAAACAAAUUUGUGAAAAGGAGCAACGACGCAUUGCUGAAAGAAAUGCCUUCUUCGAGGAAGGCAUUCGCAGUGAGGAAGAAGCCAGGCUUCGACGUUUGCGACUUCAAGAAGCAAAGAACCGGAAAAUGGAAGAAUUGAGGAGAGCUGGAAUACCAGAGAAGUAUUUGGCGGAUAUUGAAAGGAAAGCUGGUUUAUUAAAAAUAGCCAAUAUAAAUCCAUAG